AUGGACAGAAGCAGUUCCAGACGCAGAGGCCGUUCCCCUUACCGUGGCGGCAAUGCUGGCCGUAACAGUCCCGGUGGCCGAGGCGGCAAUGCUGGCCGUAACAGUUCCGGUGGCCGAGGCGGCAAUGCUGGUCGUAGCAUUUACCGCGGCCGUGACAGUUACGUUGGCCGUACAGGAAGACCUUAUCAACAUCACCAGUUCAGUAGUGGCAAUGAACAAGGGUCUCCUUCCGAACAACAACCACUACGGAGGUUAAACCCUUCUUCUCCUGGUGCAUCUUCAGAAUCUCACAAUUCUCACCCUCAAACUGAGACUGAAACUGGAAAUCAAAGACAAACUACUCAUAAUCCAGGUAUUGAGCGCGUUAUUCUUGCUUAUUUUGAUGCUUAA
Sphenostylis stenocarpa is the source of this 390-nucleotide messenger RNA. The record is from the annotation of a GenBank genome assembly. NCBI's taxonomy places the organism in Eukaryota, Viridiplantae, Streptophyta, Magnoliopsida, Fabales, Fabaceae.